GGCAAGCAGGAGCAGGCUCAUUGUAACAACAACAAUUUCCGCGCGUUUUUGCAUUACUAAAAGUAAUCGAAGUUUGAGCGAAUAGUGCGUGGGUUUCAGAGCAACGAACUGGACGUUCAAGCCGAGACGAAAAUGUCUAACCAGGUGAAAGGCAGUGGUUGGCCCAGGAGGUCCAGUAACAGUUCGUUCGAGGGAAAGUUGCCAGCUAACCCCUCUGUCACCAUCAAUCGGACGAUUAACUUAUAUCCUUUGACAAACUAUAAAUUCGGAACAAAAGAGCCACUGUUUGAAAAGGAUCCGUCCGUUCCGGCUCGAUUUCAACGUAUGAGAGAUGAAUUUGACAAAAUUGGCAUGCGCAGAAGUGUUGAAGGAGUUCUGCUUGUCCAUGAACACGGAUUGCCUCAUGUGUUGAUGCUUCAACUUGGUACAACUUUCUUCAAACUACCUGGAGGAGAACUCAAUGCUGGAGAAGAUGAGGUGGAGGGCCUAAAGAGGCUCUUGACAGAGAUUCUUGGAAGUCAAGAUGGUGUAAAACAAGAUUGGUUGAUAGAAGACACAAUUGGAAAUUGGUGGAGACCAAAUUUUGAACCACCUCAGUAUCCUUACAUUCCACCACACAUAACAAAACCAAAAGAACACAAAAAAUUGUUCCUAGUUCAACUGCAAGAAAAAGCUGUUGUUGCGGUACCAAAGAAUUAUAAGCUCGUGGCAGCACCUUUGUUUGAAUUAUAUGACAAUUCUCAAGGAUAUGGACCAAUAAUAUCGUCACUUCCACAAGCUCUUUGUAGAUUUAAUUUUAUAUACAUGUAAAAAAAAAUUGUAAAAAUUUAUUUAUUAGGUAUAAUUACAAUCGCAUUGAGAUUAAUUAUUGGCAAAAAAUCAAUUUAUUUCUUGGAUGUAACAGUUCUCAAUAAAUCUUUUUUAUAAAAAAA
Molecule: messenger RNA, 932 nt
Organism: Copidosoma floridanum
Lineage: Eukaryota; Metazoa; Arthropoda; Insecta; Hymenoptera; Encyrtidae
Gene: Cpsf5
Product: cleavage and polyadenylation specificity factor subunit 5
Biological process (GO): mRNA 3'-end processing
Cellular component (GO): mRNA cleavage factor complex
Molecular function (GO): mRNA binding
Source: RefSeq, a predicted model, not a curated record